Molecule: messenger RNA, 2121 nt
Organism: Neomonachus schauinslandi (Hawaiian monk seal)
Lineage: Eukaryota; Metazoa; Chordata; Mammalia; Carnivora; Phocidae
Product: zinc finger protein 354A-like
Cellular component (GO): nucleus
Source: RefSeq, a predicted model, not a curated record
CCAGGAUGGAAGAGCAGUCACAAAACCACGAAGUCAACUCAGACGCAGGAUUGUUCUUUUCAGGAGUUGAUGAUGAGAAGAUCCAGAAGAAAUGGACCCUGGGACUUUAAAUCAGAAAAACCCUGCAUUUAUGAAGACAAAUUAGAGAAAAAGCAGGAGAAAAAAGAAAGUAUUCAGGCAGUUUCAGUUACCCACAAAAAAAUCCUCAUUGUGGAAAGAAGCCAUAAAAAUAAUGAAUUUGGCCAAAACUUUAGCCCAAAGUCGGUCCUCGUUAGGCAACAGAUGGUUCCCAGAGAAAAAACACCACCAAAAUGUGAAAUACAAGGAAACAGCUUCAAACAGAAUCCAUAUUUGCUUAAUCAACCAAAAAUCAACACCACAGAGAAACGCUAUAAAUGUAGCAUUUGUGAAAAAACCUUCAUUAACACUUCAUCUCUUCGCAAACAUGAGAAAAACCAUAGCGGAGAGAAAUUAUUUAAAUGUAAAGAAUGUUCGAAAGCCUUCAACCAAAGUUCAGCUCUCAUUCAGCAUCAAAUAACUCAUACUGGAGAGAAGCCCUACGUAUGUAAGGAAUGUGGGAAAGCCUUCACUCUGAGUACAUCCCUUUACAAACACCUAAGAACCCACACUGUGGAGAAAUCCUAUAGAUGUAAAGAAUGUGGUAAAUCCUUCAGCAGAAGGUCUGGCCUUUUUAUACAUCAAAAAAUCCACGCUGGAGAAAAUCCCCAUAGAUACAAUCCAGGUAGGAAGGCAUCCAGCACAUCCCUUUCCGGAUGUCAGAGAAUUCAUCUCAGAAAGAAGUCCUAUUUAUGUAAUGAAUGUGGCAACACCUUUAAGUCUAGCUCAUCCCUUCGUUAUCAUCAGAGGAUUCACACGGGAGAGAAACCUUUCAAGUGCAGUGAAUGUGGGAGAGCCUUCAGUCAGAGUGCAUCUCUUAUCCAGCACGAAAGAAUUCACACUGGAGAAAAGCCCUAUCGAUGUAACGAAUGUGGAAAAGGUUUCACUUCUAUUUCACGACUUAAUAGACACCGGAUAAUUCAUACCGGUGAGAAGUUUUAUAACUGUAAUGAAUGUGGCAAAGCCUUAAGUUCUCACUCGACACUUAUCAUUCAUGAAAGAAUUCACACUGGAGAGAAACCGUGUAAAUGUAAAGUGUGUGGGAAAGCCUUCCGACAGAGUUCAGCUCUCAUUCAACAUCAGAGGAUGCAUACCGGGGAAAGACCCUAUAAAUGCAACGAGUGCGGGAAAACAUUCAGGUGUAACUCAUCCCUUAGUAAUCAUCAGAGAAUUCACACAGGAGAGAAACCAUAUCGGUGUGAGGAAUGCGGAAUAUCUUUCGGCCAAAGUUCAGCUCUUAUUCAGCAUCGGAGGAUUCAUACAGGAGAGAAGCCCUUUAAAUGUAACACAUGUGGGAAGACUUUCAGACAGAGCUCAUCACGUAUUGCCCAUCAGAGAAUUCAUACUGGAGAGAAACCAUAUGAAUGUACUACAUGCGGGAAACUUUUCAAUCACAGGUCAUCUCUUACUAAUCAUUACAAAAUUCAUAUCGAGGAGAACCCCUAGGAAGUAAAUUUGCAUGUGUGAAAGCCUUAAACCAAAGCUCAUCAGAAUAUCCGAGAGUGAUACAACAGAAGUAAUGGAUAGGAAAAACCUUUCUGUGAUGUAGGCCUCAUCAGAUACCAGAUUCCAAGGAUAAACCUUGACUAUGUAAUAGAUAAUGAGGAAAGUAGGAAGUGUUCAUGCCUGCCAGGCACUUUUGAAAAUAACCUGAAAUGAAGAAUUCACAACUGGAGACACUGACUUUGGGCAUUUGUAAAAUAAUUCUCUUUCUAGAGCAGUGUACAUGAGAUACCUAAACAUCUGGGUGAGGGGAGGUGUGCACUGGAUUUCUCAUUAAAAAGAAACUUAUAAAUUGGUAAUACUUUUUUUUUUACAACUAACAUUUAAUAGCAUAUAAAAGAUGUGAUUGAAUUCUACACUUUUAGAGAAAAGGACCAAAUAAAAGAUUAAAAACAACAACAAAAAAGAGCUGUGAACUACCUCUCCGUUUCUGGGGUUUGUCCUUUUCCUGACCUGAUGUCAAAUUCUGUGCAUGGAUUUCAUUUAAAAAUAGAAAUAAAA